CGCGCACCGGAAGUCAUCCGUAGAUUCAGAACACUCGUUUCCGGCAAAAAAAGUGCGGAUAUUUUGUUACUACCGUGUUCACACUAACAAGAAAAAUAAUCUUGUUUGUUUCUAGUUUGAGAAUCUCUCAACCCAAUUAAUGCGAUUCGUGUGGCUAUUUAAAGCCAGUAAUAUACCUACUUUGUCGAUCUUCAUUCAACCUUUGGUGAGCCUCAUGGUUUAAAGUUCAACAAUGGCUGGGAUGUGGAGCUGAUAGCGAACUUGACCACAGGAUGGGCAUAGAAUGUGGCCCGAAGACACUGUGGAAGAUGAGCCAAGCUCAAGCUCACAGCAGUCUAUUCCACACAGGCCAGAAGCUCAACCUAGAGUAGGUGUUGGACAAGGCAGUGAUGGGGAUGUUGGGGAGUUGAGGGAGAAUGCGCUUUAUCAAGCCAUUCAACCCUACACCCCAACAGCCCAGGGUGAGAUUGCUUUGCUCCAGGAUGAUACAGUAAGAAUUAUAAGGAUCUGCCCACAAGGCUGGGUCAAAGCACUUAACACAAGAACUCGUGAUUCUGGAUUUAUACCAGUUGCAACACUGAAACUUGUUCCAGCGGCGGAACCAACAUGGAGAAACCCAUUACCUCCACCAGAUAUAGUGCCCCAUAAUGGCCCAGACUAUGUUCAAUAUACUCCACAAGUACCACCAAAAGGUGGCUCUUUAUCAUCUGCUGCACCCAUACAUGAUCCAUUUUAUGUAGAUUUGAUGAAAAAGGAGAGAGAGGAGACUGGUCAAGGAGAUCUCCAAGGUCAUCCCCAUAGACUGGUUGACGUGUUUUUUGAGACACCAAUCCUCUGCAAACUCUGUGAGUACAAAAGUAUCUAAUUUAUUAUAACUAUUUAAUCUGAGGAGACAUGAUGCCACUUUCUAGAAAGUUUCACAAAGGAAGCAGUUGUCAGUAAAAGAUUAGACUGCGCAGAAUUAAAAGAAAAAAGAAAGGAAAAAAUGAAGAAAGAAAAAAGCUGCACCUGUCAGGAAAAAUGGCACACUAUCAGGCAUUUUGCACGCAGUUCUCUGCCACUAUACUGCUCAUGUUUUCUCAUCGCUCAUACACGAAACGUGGGGCGAAAAUUUUGCUAGGCACCGCGCUAAUUUACUGCCCAUGGAAGAAGCGCCUUUCAUGACCCGAUCUCUGACCCCAGUCGG
Messenger RNA from Frankliniella occidentalis (western flower thrips), 1186 nucleotides. RefSeq lists its product as uncharacterized. NCBI's taxonomy places the organism in Eukaryota, Metazoa, Arthropoda, Insecta, Thysanoptera, Thripidae. Gene Ontology annotation, molecular function: protein binding. The record is from RefSeq and is a predicted model, not a curated record. The transcript has 6 exons. The coding region runs from base 284 to 865 and encodes 193 amino acids.